ACUGUGUGAAGAUGUACCCCAUAAAACAAAGUAAAUAUGAUAAAUAUGAUGUAAACGAAACACAAAUAGCAACUUUCUGUAGUACACAACUUGUUUAUUGCUUGUAUGGCUUGCUUGACAAUUUUAAUACUGUAUAUGAAACUGCUCAGAGGGUCUCCCAGCAGCACAGGGAGAGUUAACUCCAUGAUGACAUCACUGCACUACCCACUGCCUCCAUCCUGCCCCGCCCAUCCACACUCUCCAUCUCCAUCCCCAGGGUCCCUCCCCCGACCCUCCUCCGCCUACCCCCCCUCCCCACUCCAUUGUAGAGAGAAAGGAGUGUCUCAGAAUGGGCCACUCUCGCUGGGGCUCUCAACCUCUUGGCAUGAUCUGACCCCUCUUGCCACUGUCCUGCUGAAAGACAGACUUCACACACUGAGGACGACCGGAUAAGAGACCAGAGAGGAAGCAGACUGGUACUCUCUCUCACUCUCUCUCUCUCUCUCUCUCUCUGUUCUCUACAUCUCUAUACCUCCUGCACCACCUCUGAGCGGCAAACAUGGAGAUCCCCAUCGGCGUCCGCUCCCCUCAGAGCUACACGUGCCUGGGCCAGGAGAAGCACCAGAUGCUGGACCUGAACAGGCGCCUGGAGUCCUACCUGGGCCGGGUCCAGUACCUGGAGAUGGAGAACCACGUCCUGCGCGAGGAGAUCCAGACGCUGAGGAGCGGCCAGGAGCCGCGGGCGCAGCAGCGGAGGGCCCUGGAGGCGGCGCUGCAGGAGGCCAGGGAGGAGCUGCAGCGCGCCUGGACGGAGAAGGACAAGCUGGACGUGCAGAUGGGCAACCUGAGCGAGGAGCUGCAGGCGGUGGAGCGCCGGAGGCGGAAGGUGGCGGGCGAGCGCGCCGAGGCCCAGGGCCGCCUGGCCGAGAGUCGGAGGGCGCUGGAGGAGGAGCGGCGGGCGCAGAUCUGGCUCCGGGACGCGGCCGCCCGGCUGGAGAACGAGCUGCACUUCCAGACGCAGGUGCACCAGGAGGACGUCUCGGCCGCGGAGGCGUCACUGGCGCAGCCCAGGCCUUCGCAGCUGGCCCCAGCGCACGCCCACGGCAACACCCCGAGCGUGUGCGACCUGGGGCUGGAGUACUCGCAGAAGGCGGCCCAGGCGUGGAGAGAGGCGUCGGAGGCGUACGAGAGGCAGGCCGGGCGGCUGGAGGAGUCCCUGGGCCAGGCCAAGGCCCGUCUGAGCCACAUCACACAGGAGAGGAGGGAGAACCAGAUGAAGCUCCAGAGCCUCACCAAGGACCUGGAGGCUGCCCGCGCCAAGAAAGACAUGCUGGAGAGGAGAGUGACCCAUCAGAGUGACAGGCAGAGCCAGGAGAUCAUUCAGCUCCAGGUCCAUGUGGAAGCGCUGGAGGAGGAGAAGACGAGCCUCGGGGCACAGAUUGAUGACCUCAUCAUGGAGAGCCGGACCCUGCUGCAGCUGAAGAUGUCUUUGGGGCUGGAGGUUGCCACUUACAGAACUUUAUUGGAUGGUGAGAACCAGCGAGUCAAUGACCCUUCCAGAAAUAAACACGCCAUCCAGACAGUCUUCUGCACAGAUGGAUUCCCGAGUCCUCAGGAGUUGAAGCAGACACUUCCAAAAACUACUUUCUCCAGUCACACAAGCAAACCUUCCACUUCAGUCAUGAGAUCAAGCCUGCAACCUAAACCCCUGCUGACAUCAAGCACACAUCUCUCAACCCCAAACUGUAUUCGUUCUGCAGCCCUUGACCAUUCCCCAGCUGCGCAGGAGGAGCAGGAGUGCAGAGCAGAGGACUGGUCCACGCUUAACACAGCCACCGAGGGGCUAAAUGGCAAGGACUCUGUAGAUCACUUCAGGCCUGAGGAGGUGUGUGAGGAGGUGAGGUAUGCUGCAGCUUUCUCGGCUGCCUCUGCCACACCAAACACCCUUCCCAUGGAAGAGUCCUUUGAGAGGGAUAUGACUGAGGAGACAACUGGGGUUAAAGAUCGAGAGGUAGUCUCUGACAGCCUUGUCGCAGAUGACAGUAUAAUGUGUGAUGAGAUGGUUCACUCUACAAUGGCUGUCUAUAACAGUGGUGUGCUCCAGGAUUUCAGUGCACAGAGAGUGGAUAUGCACAACACAACACCAGCAACUGAACUGAGCACUGUUGAUGCAUGUGACACAGAAGGUGAGAUGACUGAUGACUUCUCUGAGUGGAUUCAGUCACAACCUGAGCAGGAACCUCAACUCACAUGGGCAGAAAAAGAUCCAACAACUAAUGUGGAAAGGACCAUGAGGGCGGAGAAACAGACAGAUGUUUCUGGACCAGAAAGAAUGAAUACAGCCACAGAGUAUGGUGACUUUGAUGUGAUGGACGACUCAACUGAGCUGAUCACUGAAGGUUUUGAUCGUGGUGAAACAAUAAGCAAUGGUUUCACAGAUCCAGAGGAGAAUAACUGCUUCUUCGACCCAGAAAGAGAGACCAAUAUGAGUCAGGCUUUGUCAGUAGAGAACAUGGCCGAUGAAAGUGAACAAAUAAAUGCAUUAGAAUGUAAGGCACAGGAAACAAAGAAUGUAUUUGAAGAAGGCCAAGCUAAUGACUUGUUACAGCAAGAGAAAGAAAUGCAGGAGGAAAAAGUUGAAGAAGAACUGAGGAGUUUUGAGGAUGAGAAAGAUACAAUGUUUACUGACAGCAAAAUAAUGGAAGGAGACAUGGAAGAGAAAUGUAGAGAUACAGAACAAUACCAGCCAACAGAAAGAGGCUUUGAAGAGGAUGUAGUUUCUAUCCCACAUCACAACUUCACCAUGGAUUCUGAAGUAGAUCCACUGCUCACACAUGAUGAGCAGGAGCAAACCAGCCACAGUGAAGAGCACCCAGAUCUACAUGAUGGCUGUCAUGAGAGAGAGGAGGUGGAGAAGGAGGAGGACUUCAGUGAGAGAGAGAACGUUGAGGAGAAGGAGGACUGCAGUGAGAAAGAGGACGUUGAGGAGAAGGAGGACUUCAGUGAGAAAGAGGAGGUGGAGGAGGAGAAGGACUUCAGUGAGAAAGAGGAGGUGGAGGAGGAGAAGGACUUCAGUGAGAGAGAGGAGGUGGAGGAGGAGAAGGACUUCAGUGAGAGAGGGGAGAAAGAUGGUGAGGAACUAGACGACUCUCCAAAUGUGUCCAUGUCAUGGAAGACAGACCCAGGAGAGUUGGACAGUUACGCUCUGGACAACACGCUCGCCGACACUCGACCCCUCAUCCGGUACAAAAGCGAUGACACAGACGUGAACACCCAGGCCUCCCACAUGGGUGUGAGUGACUCCAGCGACAGCGAAGAUGAGCGCCAGGCAGGGGCUGAAUACCGGGGGGUCACCAAGUCCAAAAGGUUUGACACCAUGGAGGACUUGUCUGAGGAGCCAGAGGGAGAGGUCAUGGGUGAGGUGGGGAUCAAUGAGCCCCCUCCUGCGACCAAUGCUCUCUCAGAAAACCACUACAUGGCUCUCCAAGAAGAAUAUGGCGAUGCUAACUACGAUAGCACGAUUGUUGCCCCAAUUAUGAAGCUGGAUGAGGAGAAGACUGAAAUGGGAGAGGAUCAUUCGAGGGGUGAUGUCAUCGAGGCAGAUGAAGCACUACAAAACUUUGAGGUCACAGGGAGGGAGGACGAGGAGAAACAGGAGGAGAUAGACUUGAUGCACAAGGAGCAGGCUGAGGACACCCAAGCAAACACUUUACCUGAGGACUUCCCAGAAGACACUAUGGAGAGAUUGCUUGACAUGCAGCCUCAAACUGAACAGUUUUUAAAGGAAGAAGUUGUCAUUGAGACUUUUAGUCAGGGAGAGACAACUGAUGACCUGCCAAAACCUGAAGACCCCAUAACACAGUCCUCUGCCUUUGUUGAGCCACUUGCACUAACUGAAAAUAUAUUUUGUACAUCACAUGAAGCAGCAGCAUUUUCAACUAAACCCUCAGAGGACAUAUUUACAGAAGAGAUCACUGAGAGCCUGGUUGACAUUCCUUCUGAAACUGAACAGUUUUUAAAGAAAGAUAUUGUAACUGAGACUGUUAGUCAGGCAGAGACAGCUGACCUACCAAAACCCGAAGACCCCAAAACACAGUCCUCUGCCUUUGUUGAGCCUUUUGCACUAACUGGAAACACAUUUUGUACAUCACAUGAGGCAGCAGAAUUUGAAACCAAACCCUCAGAGGGCAGUUUUACAGAAAAGACUAUGGAAAGUCUGGUUGACAUGCUCCCUCAAACUGAACAGUUUUUAAAGGAAGAAGUUGUCACUGAGAUUGUUAGUCAGGGAGAGACAACUGAUGACCUGCCAACACAUUCUUCUCCUUAUUUUGAGCCACUUGCACUAACUCAAAAUAUCUUUGGUGCAUUACAUGAUGCAGGAGAAUUUGAAACCAAACCCUCAGAGGGCAGAUUUACAGAGAAAGGACCCAUUUACAACAGCAUGGACAAAACAGAUGAGGAGCAUUGUCAGGAACUCUCUAUGCUGACUCAUGCGGAUGCCACCAACAAUCUCUCCCUGAGCAGUGAGCCUGCCAGCAGGCUGGGAAGCCAGCCUCAAGCUACCCACUCUGAUGUUGAUGAUGAUGAUGAAGAAAAAGAAGACGAAUCCCACUCCUCAGAGGAAGAGUCGCCUAAUGCCAGCCAAUGCCCGUCUCCUGGUGCCUUUGCUAAGCCACCCAAGGCAGAUCUGACACUUGAAGAAGCCUCUGGAAAUCUCUCUGGAGCCCCAUUUGAAGCAUUUGGUGAUGAUUCACUCGGAGUCCCUGAGUGUUUCACAGAGCAAGGCCAUCCCCAUGAGGAUGAGUGGGAGGUUUUGAACAUUUCCUCCAAAAGCCAAGGCGCAGACAACCCAACAGAAUCUGAAUCCUUCAAUCCCUUGGAAGAAAAUGACUCCCCAUUCGCAGGUGCCUACUCCAAGCAAACGGCUGAGUGUGUCAACAUCUUUCAAAACGGCAAAGUAGACGAACCACCUAAAAGCAACGGGAAAGACAACCUCCACAGUUUCUUCAGCACCAACAUGGAGGAAGACUUCUGGGGCUCCACUCAACAGAUGUCGGCCCCCUUUGACCCAGAGGAUGCUAAGCAGGAACAACAUCACAGUGUCACCUUUCAAACCAGUCAGCACCUGAGGUUCGAGGAGGCCUGGGGAUCUCCCAAGGACCAUCAAGAUGUCGAUGAGAGUGCUGAGAAGUCCACGCUCUUGUCUUCAAUGCCAUUAUUCGGGAUGGAGGAAGGACAUUCCCAGAUUAAGGCCGUGCUGGGAAGAGGGGGAGAGCAGGUUGCAGCCACCCAGUCAGACGACUCGGUUGAUGAAGGCGACUCAUGGUCUUCUGGGGAGGAGUAGAAUGAUGGGACUCUAACAGUUUAAUUGAGACCAAUUAUGUUCAUUAUUAUAAUAAUUAAAAGAUACCACUAAAGUAAAAACACAUAAAGGCUAUUCUGUGUUUGAUGUUCUGAUAUGAAUUUAAAGGUGUUUAAAUAAAUAAAUAAAUAAAUAAAAAUGCAAUAGUACCUGAAGGAAGACCAAAGCCACCAAGCAGUGUAAUCUACAACUGUUUGUCUCUCAAGAGUUCUUAACACACCAUGACACUUUCUACAUCCCUGUUUUGAAAGGGAAGGCAGCAACUCGCUAAAUAGAGAGCUGUCUCACUGGACAUGAUUAACGAUUGAAUGCAUCUUUAAUAAUGAUUGUAGCUUUGCAGAAUCUUUGGUUAACACUACAGUAUAACAUUAGCAAAAGCCAGCAUGUUAGACAGCAAAGGUCCUUCUCAAGCUUUCUCAAACGUCUCUAGUUAAACUAAACUAGCUUACAGAAGCUAGCAGGCUAACGGUAGAGAGUACUUUGACAGGUGGCACAUACAGACCAGCUGCUAUUAAUGGUUACAACAAUGGUAUAAUCAGAUAGUACAAUUUUACAAAUUGCACAUCAUCAGAUUCAGCAGCCAUUUCCGGUGUAAUUCGUCAUCGCACUUGCUGCCUCAUUCCCCAGUAAAAGGCGGCCGGUUUUUACCAUUUUGAAGAGAGCCUACAUGACCAAGACUUUAAUCACAAGCAUGAGUUUUGUCAUUGGAAUCUGUUGAUACCACAGUGUGGUUUUACUUGUCCAAUAUUGUACAAAAGACCCAUUAAAUUAAAACCACAAGUCUUCUUUCAGAAUUGAAACUUGAACACUGACAUGUAACUACUGUAAAUGCAAUGAACAAUGAGGUAUUUUGUUGUAAUCCAAAAAAACACCACACAUAGUAGUAGAGCCAGUGUGACACACAAGGAGUGCAUACAGUAGGCUACAUGACUGAUGUAAUGUCUUCACUGCAUCAUAGGAAACACAAUGAGUCACCCCUGAACGCAGUUUCUUCACACUACUAAAUUCCCAAUUAGAGCCAUACCGGGUUAAUGCAAACAAAGAUAUAUUUAGCCACUUAUCUAUGUGUAUUUUCUGUAUUAUUAUGACUAAUUUCCAAACAUAUUGGCACAUUUCAUUGCUGUUCUGCUGCCACCAGCUGUUAUGAUUAAUUAUUUGAAAUGAACUAUCUGGAUAAUAAAAUAAUUGGCAC
Messenger RNA from Sardina pilchardus (European sardine), 6533 nucleotides. It is a transcript of the gene nes, whose product is annotated as nestin. Gene Ontology annotation, cellular component: intermediate filament. Gene Ontology annotation, molecular function: intermediate filament binding; CCR5 chemokine receptor binding. Gene Ontology annotation, biological process: positive regulation of intermediate filament depolymerization. The transcript is spliced from 4 exons. Lineage: Eukaryota; Metazoa; Chordata; Actinopteri; Clupeiformes; Clupeidae. The coding region runs from base 539 to 5323 and encodes 1594 amino acids. The record is from RefSeq and is a predicted model, not a curated record.